GUGGCAGUGUGACAGGGAUCGCCGAGUCCAACGAACAAUGGAAUGGAACAGGACGUGUGGCUCAUCGUUCAUGUGGCGCUGCCUGCCGAGCCUGCUUUGCGGGGUCAAGCCACAUCUAAGGACAGUGCCCACUGCCCAGUGCCCAGCACUACAGUAAUGAGAUCAGAUCAGGCCAUUCCAUGACCACUAAGCAAAGAUUUAUUUAUCUCAGUCAACUUCAACCUCUGCACCACGCACGAUCCUCUUCUCCUGUCAAAGGGAAAGUCAAUUGGAAAGUUCUUGGUCUUUUUGAAACUUCAGCCGAAUCUCAUCACAUCAUACUUCUGUUUACGACCCAGACAUCUUCCGAGAUGAACACUGUUAAAUCCUUCUGGGUGGGCUGGGGCGCACUGUGUGUCGCUGGUGGCGGCGCAUAUUACUUCGCGAAGAAGUCGAUCAAUGCCGACAGAGCAACUAGAUUCGAGGCCGAACAAAGAAGACGGAGAAUUCAGGAAUCGCUCGAGUACUCUGCGACGGCGACAUCUAAGGCUGGCACAAAUGGAGGACCACCCAGAGCAGAUAGCUCCGGAUCACCGAGUCAAGAGGCUACUUUAGAUCCUGCGCCUACACGACAUGCACCGGAUACGGAAGGACAGAGGGUUCGAGAGAAGAGCAAGUACGAGACGGCUGAACCAUUCCGGUCCAGGAAGGGCGAUAGAUUCAGUUGAGAGGCUAAGCUGGGGAACUAGAUUUGAACAAACGCGAUGACGGAUGGACAGAAGGCAUGGAAUGGAGAAUUUUGGAUCUGCAAAGAAAGUCAACCAACGACUCUGCAAGAUGUGUAUAAAGUAAAAUGAUCUCCUCUACUGGCGUUAUGGUUGGCAGCGGAUUGGGUGUGUUUGUAUGAAAUAGGCCACCCGAAUGGGGUCUUCAGAGAAUAACAAUACUUUACUUUAUGACGGAACGAUAAUGAAAUUGAAUG
Cadophora gregata is the source of this 961-nucleotide messenger RNA. RefSeq lists its product as uncharacterized. NCBI's taxonomy places the organism in Eukaryota, Fungi, Ascomycota, Leotiomycetes, Helotiales, Ploettnerulaceae. The transcript is spliced from 4 exons. Bases 180 to 707 code for a protein of 175 amino acids. The record is from RefSeq and is a predicted model, not a curated record.